UGUCCAUAUCAAAAAACUAGCGAGCGUGCCACUUUAGUCCCGGUGUGAUCCUUUUUCAGAUUGCGUUGUUAUAGCUAGCUCGCACCCAAUCUCUAACCGACACAAACUAUCCUCAUCCGAAAUAUGGACGGCCGUGGCUACGGUUCAGGAGGAUACUCCAGCUGGGGUGGAGGCGGCGGCGGAGGAGGUGCACAGUCAGGAAACAGAGGUUCAGGUAGUUUUGACCUGUAUGGAGGUGGUGGUGGUGGUGGAGGAGGAGGAGGAGGAGGUGGUGGUGUAGGAGGAGGUGGUGGUGGAGGAGGCUACAAGGAGCCCAUGUCGGGGCUGGGGGGCUACGGAGGGGGCUACGGGGGUGGUGGAGGUGGGGGCCACAUGAAGCGAGGGCUCUCUGGGAGCUCCUUGCUGUCGUCUACAGGGACCAGCGCAGACGCGGUCAUCGCCAAGAUCAACCAGCGCCUGGACAUGCUGACCCAGCUGGAGGGGGGCAUGAAGGGAGGGGGGCGCAGCGACAGGUUUGACCAGUUCGAGUCCUUCGACUCGCGCCCAUCCUCCCUCGCCUCCCGCGAUCUCUACGCCCGCUCCGGUAACUACGGUUACGGCGACGGGAGGGGCGGCGACAUGCUGAGCCCGCGAGGGGGGUCUGGCUUUGGAGGAGGAGGAGGAGUCGGGGGCGGAGUCGGUCUGGGGGGAGGCGGCUUCGACAGCCCCUCCCCUUCCUCUUACGGGGUCGCUAAAAUGCGACAGGCCAUGAGAGACUCCCCCUUCUCCAGCAGUCUGGGAGGAGGAGGAGGAGGAGGAGGAGGAGCGGGGGGGUGGGCAGGAGCAGGCCGACGCUCCCCCAGGAGGGGAGGAGGUCCUGGGGGCCCUGGAGGCCGAGGAGGAGGAGGGGGAGGGUUUGGAGGCCGCAGGUCCGACCCAACUCCCAUGGGAGGUGGAGGCCGGGGAGGAGGUCACUCCCACCCUCACGGCCUCUCCCCAGGGGGCCGAGGGAAGCUCCCGUCACUCCUGUCCCACCGGAUGUACUCCGAGGGCGGGGCGGCCCACCACCCGGGGCCCCCCGGCCCGCAACAUGAAUUCCCAGGGAGGCACUUUGGAGGGGGGCCCAGGGCCGGGCGCCAGCGCGGCCGGAAGAGACCCCUCAACCGACAACAACAUCAACAACAACAUCCAGUACCACCACCACCGCUGCAGCAGCAGCAGGCCCGGCCACAGCGCGACGGGCAGAAAAAACGCAAGCAGACUCUGACGGCUGCAGACGAACCAGAGUCCAAGAUGAACAAGACCGAGGUUGCAGGGCCCGAGCCCAGCCACGAAGCUGCCUCGAACAACGGAGACGCCAAGGAGAUCAAGACCCCAUCUGCUGAAGCCAGAGCCUCUGCAGAUGGAGACAAAGCCCUCAGCAUGCAGGAGGAGAUCUCCCAGAUGAAAAAGAAGCUGCAGUCCACGCCCCCCGCCCAGGCCACGCCCCCCGCCCAGGCCACGCCCCCCACCCAGGACAAGACCCCCAAGCUCAGGAAGAGGAGGGGCUUCCUGGAAAGGUCAGGGGUCAAGCUUAACACUCAGAGGGUGAUGUUUGCGUGUUCGGUGUGCAAGUUCCGCUCCUUCUACAAGGAGGACAUGGCUGCCCAUCUAGAGAGCCGCUUCCACAAGGACCACUUCAAGUUCCUGUCCAACCAGCUGACCAAACCCACCACAGACUUCCUACAGGAGUACCUCAUGAACAAGUACCAGAAGACCGAGCAGAGGACCAGUCAGAUGGAGAACCACAGUGCUGCCGUGUGUCAGGUGUACCGAGAGCAGGACCUCACCAGGGAGCUAGGCAUGGAGCACUUCAUGAGGAAGGUGGAGGCGGCCCACUGUGCAGCCUGUGAUCUGUUCAUCCCCAUGCAGCACCACCUCAUCCAGAAACACCUCAAAUCCCCCGACCACAACUACAACCGCAAGGGCAUGAUGGAACAGUCCAAGAGGGCCAGCCUGUCUGUGGCGCGCAGCAUCCUCAACCACAAGGUCAUCGGCAAGAAGCUGGAGAGCUACCUCAAGGGUGAAAACCCUUUCACCGGUAACCACGACGACCAGGACCCCGAGGACUCCAUGGCGAUGGAGGUGGCCGAGGCGGAGCUGGCCAAUGAGAUGCAGUCGGAGACCGAGACAGGAGUGGAAGGGACUGGGCCGGAGGGGGCGGGGCCGGAGGGCGAGGGGCCAUGUUUGGAGGGGGUGGGGCCAGAUACGGAGGAGGGGGCGGGGCCAGAGGCGGAGGCUGGACAGACUGCCGCUGAAGCUGAUGGGAACAAGGAAGAGGAGAAGAUGGAGGAAGAAGAGGGAGUGGAGGUGGCGGAAGGAGGAGAGGAGGUGGAUGAGAAGAGACCUGAGGAGCAGCCAAGCUGGGGCCAGUUGUACUGCAAGCUCGCUGUCGCUAGGUCUCCUGUCGGACUCAAACAUGCCUCCGUGGAGACGGUGGUGAAUGUCGCCAUCUCGCGGACUAAUGCUUAA
Hypomesus transpacificus is the source of this 2490-nucleotide messenger RNA. It is a transcript of the gene akap8l, whose product is annotated as A kinase (PRKA) anchor protein 8-like. The record is from RefSeq and is a predicted model, not a curated record. Gene Ontology annotation, cellular component: nucleus. Lineage: Eukaryota; Metazoa; Chordata; Actinopteri; Osmeriformes; Osmeridae. The coding region runs from base 124 to 2490 and encodes 788 amino acids. Gene Ontology annotation, molecular function: DNA binding. The transcript has 14 exons.